Messenger RNA from Sebastes umbrosus (honeycomb rockfish), 1177 nucleotides. Its product is annotated as claudin-4-like. Gene Ontology annotation, biological process: bicellular tight junction assembly; cell adhesion. The transcript has a single exon. Gene Ontology annotation, cellular component: plasma membrane; bicellular tight junction. The coding region runs from base 175 to 819 and encodes 214 amino acids. Lineage: Eukaryota; Metazoa; Chordata; Actinopteri; Perciformes; Sebastidae. Gene Ontology annotation, molecular function: structural molecule activity. The record is from RefSeq and is a predicted model, not a curated record.
ACUCCUCUCCCAUUCAGCAAACACACCUCACUAACAAAGGACCUGCCUCCAUCAGAGAAGGAGACAAACAACCUACAAGCUUACGUCACUGCCAGAGAGGAAUUUCACUCUACCAAGUUUCAAGGCCUUUCAAGUCCAAGAGUUUUAUUUGAAGAAGAACAUCAGCUCUCCGCGAUGGUGUCUACUGGGCUACAAAUCCUGGGCGCAGCUCUGGGGAUCCUGGGCUGGAUUGGCGCCAUCAUCGUGUGUGCCCUUCCCAUGUGGAAGGUCAGUGCUUUCAUCGGCAGCAACAUUGUGACCUCGCAGACCACAUGGGAAGGCAUUUGGAUGAACUGCGUGCACCAGAGCACGGGCCAGAUGCAGUGUAAGGUCUACGACUCCAUGCUGGCCCUCAGCUCUGACAUCCAGGCCGCCCGGGCCCUGACCAUCAUCUCCAUCGUGGUGGGCAUCCUGGCUAUCCUGCUCGCCCUAGCCGGGGGACAGUGCACCAACUGUGUCGAGGAUAAGACGUCCAAGACCAAGGUGGCCAUUGCAGCUGGAGUUAUGUUCAUCUUGGCCGGGAUCCUCUGCCUCGUCCCCGUCUGCUGGGCGGCCAGCACCAUCAUCCGAGACUUCUACAACCCGCUGUUGGUCAGCGGCCAGAAGAGAGAGUUGGGCGCUGCACUCUACAUCGGUUGGGGGGCGGCCGCCUUGAUGCUCAUCGGAGGAGGGAUGCUCUGCUUUAACUGCCCCCCUAAAGAUGAAGAUUCCUACACUGCGAGGUACAAAGCUGCCAGAUCUGAUGCCUCAGCACCAGUCUCCGGGAAAGACUACGUCUGAAACAGAUCUAGAAGUCAGUAAAGAGCUUCCACAAAGCCACGUUUACUGGGACAGAUGCACUGGUGCUACUGGGUUGUGAGUGUUGAUAUUUCAGGAAGUUGCUUGAGCAAAAAGUAAUCCUGAGUUUUACUCCUCGUGAGUGUUUUAAAGGAAAUAAACAGCAGGAAAGGAACCACACCCAAAGAGGAAAUUCAAUUUUAUAUGUUAACAGAGUUAUUUGUAUAUGUAUGGAUGUCAUAUGUAAGUCUUUUUUGAGAAUUUCUGUAAUCUCAUUUGCUGUUUGUGGGUUGUUUUUGUAAACCAUGUGUGUGAGAUUCAUGAGUUAAACUGUAAAUAAAUAUUUUGUCUACAAAUCAGA